Alternaria rosae is the source of this 1399-nucleotide messenger RNA. RefSeq lists its product as uncharacterized. The transcript has 2 exons. The record is from RefSeq and is a predicted model, not a curated record. The coding region runs from base 245 to 1312 and encodes 355 amino acids. NCBI's taxonomy places the organism in Eukaryota, Fungi, Ascomycota, Dothideomycetes, Pleosporales, Pleosporaceae.
CACGACUCUCGAAAAUAGCACGGAUUCGGUAUAAUGCCGUCUGCGCCAAACGAGGAUAGCCGCUAUGCGGCGGCUGUCGCAGCUCUAGGCUUAUCUCGCACAUUUUCUUCGUCUUCGAUCUUGUCUCAUUUCCAUUCGGCUGCUUCCUAUUCGUGUGCGCUCGCGGUAGAGUCUGGGUGAAGCCGCCGUUGGGAUCUACGACCGUACAGCUUUGGUGGAUACGCCCGGGAGAUAAGCCGAAAGUAUGCUGAGGGUUGAACGCGCUGAUAUCCGCACGUCGACUCUCGACACGGCGUCUCUAAUGGAAGGGGAGGACACCGGCUUCCGACCCAGUAUGCUCUACAGCGUCCUGCCUACUCUUGUAUCGAAUCAUCUUCCGACGAUACCUUCGCUCCGACAAUCUCUUAACGAUGUACGAAACCGCGGAUCACAUAGUAAAUCAGCUUCAGUCGACGAGCUACUACAGCCCGAGACGCCUCCUCCAGGCUAUUCGUCGACACCUCCCAGUGGUUCUGUCACACCGCAUAGACUGUCAGUCGCGCUGGGAGAGGCAGACGUCGAGUUUGUGGACGAUGGAUCAGACAGACCUGGCUCUUCAGGAAGCGCACUUUCACAGUCACAUGGUGCUCAGGAGAGCAACUGUGGCAUCAGGUGGAAGUAUGCUACUUUAGGAACAAGCCUCAUGGCACAAGCGUCCCGAGAAUCAAGCGAAUCGAUCAGUAGCCCCGACGAAACAUCCGCGACACUGACCCGACAACUCUACAUACACGGCAUAACGUACUUACUCCGAGGGCUGCCUGCGAAGCUCACCCCAGAAGAGACGUUAAGCAUACAGGCAGCUCUUCCACAAGACGUGAUCGACACAACGAACGACGUGAGUUCGCACGCGUUACUCCCAGUCUCGCAACGCAGCCCUAGCGCCCAAAGAGCACCUCCACAAGACCCCACGAUCCUGCACCGCCUCACUGCCACCUUCGUCCUCCAGUCCUUCAUCCUCAUACAGUUCCUCCUACCAUACAUCAAACUAUUCCUAUCGCACACCUACCAGUUUGAGAGGAAGCAUCAGAUCACAAAACGGCUCGUCAAUAUAGGCGUCGCGACUGUCGAUGACAUCGGACGGAAGACGCUCAGGCUGUCGCAAACCGUGUGCCAAAUGAACGAUGGCAUGGUAGGACAAGCGAUCAACGAGAUGACCAUUUGGUGGGUCAGAGGUGUUACCGGAGGCGUCCAACAGGGCCUUGCGGAGGGAUUACAAGCUCUGAGGAUAGCUGAGAGCCAGCGGGGUGAGGAGAGUAUGGGGCGGAUCAACUGAGUAUUUGGACUGCAUUAGCUAUGGCGUUAGGCAUCUGCAUAACUUGAUACACUGACGAAUUAAUGAUAUGCAUCGACUGUUCCGCUC